Messenger RNA from Acipenser ruthenus (sterlet), 1214 nucleotides. RefSeq names its product GS homeobox 2-like. Gene Ontology annotation, cellular component: nucleus. Gene Ontology annotation, biological process: regulation of DNA-templated transcription. The coding region runs from base 70 to 789 and encodes 239 amino acids. Gene Ontology annotation, molecular function: sequence-specific double-stranded DNA binding; DNA-binding transcription factor activity, RNA polymerase II-specific. Lineage: Eukaryota; Metazoa; Chordata; Actinopteri; Acipenseriformes; Acipenseridae. The transcript has 2 exons. The record is from RefSeq and is a predicted model, not a curated record.
GAUUCCGAGAGCCUCAGUGAACAAGUAGCAGCAUCAAGCAAUACAAGGACCACUCUGCACAGUGCAACCAUGUCGAGAUCCUUCUACGUUGAUUCUUUGAUAUUCAAAGAUACGGCAAGACCCACGCCUUUGAACGACCAUCCUGGGCAAGAGUUUCUAAUUCCUAUCAGCAUGCAUUCUCCUAGCGUAAUGUCCGUAUCUGCUCCAGCGUGCCCUUCCAGGAAAAGUGGCACUUUCUGCGUCUGUCCUCUCUGUGUCACCUCUCACAUCCACUCGCCACGGAAUAGCAUCCCAAUGCUGAAGAGUCCGUUUCCAAACGGGGACCCCCAGUACUGUCAAAGAAUGAGCCAUCAGCAGAGUCCCGCUCUGGGGCACCCAGGACAUGCACCUGUCUGCACUCCAACUUACAGCGUCACAGAUCCGAGGAGGUACCACUGCCUGUCAUUAGGUGCAUCAGAAAAUAGCCACAUCCAGAACGGCAAGAGAAUGAGAACGGCUUUCACAAGCACUCAGCUUUUGGAGUUAGAGAGGGAGUUCUCUUCUAACAUGUACCUAUCCCGUCUGAGAAGAAUUGAGAUCGCCACCUAUUUAAACCUCUCUGAGAAACAGGUAAAGAUCUGGUUUCAGAACCGCAGAGUAAAACACAAGAAAGAGGGCAAAGGAACACAGAGGAAUUCGCACAACGGAUGCAAGUGCGCCAGUAAUCACGGGCACUACUCUAGAUCUGAAGACGAGGAGUCUUUAUCACCAGCGUCAGCUAUCGAGGAAAAGGACAUCUCACCUAUUUAAAUGGGUUAGGUCAGUGCGAAACGUUUAAAGACCUAUACCUUACCACUGAUUUCCUGCACUUAUCCUCUUCUGAAAGAUUGAGAAUAAUGCUCGUGUGGCCAUGCCUACUGAAAUACCUUUAUUCAGUAUCUGUUUAUAGCCUAAUCUGUAUCUUUUGAUAUAUCUUUAGGAAUGCAAAUAUGUAUUGCUGAAAGAGUAUUAAAGCUGUAACAGUGUAAACAACCCCCCAUUAUUCCUGCAAGAAAAUAAGUAAUUGGAUGGAAACAUUUGUCUUACGGUGCCCUCCUUCUUUUAUGUUAAGUAUAUAGCAACUUAAAUAUGUAGGUCUUUAAACAGAUAUGUUUUGUGAAUUGUUUCUCGUUCAUUUGUAUGUGAAUAAUUUUAUAUAAAAUGUAUAUUUAUAUUUAUUUAAAUAAAACAUUUGA